CUAAAGAUCAACACACAAUAAAUUAUUAGUGAAAUGACAAGUAAAGAAGAGAGCCCAGAAGAGCUCACAAUGGAGGAGCUAAAGAGAGAAAUGAAACUAGAUGACCAACAACUCGACAGUAGAAUUGAGGAGCAUGAUCUACCUGAAGUGUCAGCAUGUUUUGAUAACACUGAUGACUAUCUUGAGAAGCUGGAGCUGUCACCUGGACAACAAACUGACAUAAAUGAAGAAAAAGCUAAAGCACUCCUAAAUCGCACUCAAGCCGGAAUGAAACUUGCCCUAAAAUACUGGCAGAACAAGAACCAACUGCAAGCCACUUUCCGAGCUCUGCUACUCAUCUUACUCUCCCUGCUCAAAGGAGACGUUGCUGUUCGAGUGUGCAAGUACUUGUCUGACAAAUACUCCACCUCGUGUCCCCCCUCCCGAGAGAGGGUCCUGCUGAACCACAAGCUCUCAUCGUACAGGGACUACCUACAAAGUCGCUACAGAGCACAAGUAUCCACAUCAGCCACACAAUGGCCUCCCGUCCCAACAAACAAAGUGUUUAAACUGGCCAUGAUUCAAAAGGAGAAAAUACAGAGAGGAAGAAUCGACGAUGAAUUUGUUAGGCUAACAAUUACAGGAAAAAUCGAUGAUAUCUUACUUAAAAAAACUCCAGUUGAUUUAACAAACAUUUUCUCUGAGAUUAGAGAUAGACGAAACUUUGUGUUGAUUGAAGGAGCUCCCGGCUCUGGCAAGAGCACCCUUGCUCUACACAUCUGUCAGGAAUGGGCAGAGGGAAAACUGUUUCAAGAGUUCGAUAUUGCAAUCCUCGUGAGACUGAGAGAUCCCCACAUUAAAGAAGCUAAGAGAACAGAAGAUCUCCUCCCUUGUAAAAAUUCCACACUGGCAAGCCAAAUUGCAGCUGAAUUUUCAGAAAUUUCAGGCAAAGGUGUACUGUGGGUACUAGACGGAUGGGACGAGCUUCCUACUGACCUCCCUAGAAACUCGAUCAUAAACAAAUUAGUAAGACCAGGCAUUUCACAAAAAGGAGUGCUACAUGAAUCUGCUGCGAUUGUAACAUCUCGACCGUCCUCUUCGGCUGAGCUCCAGCCACUAGUAUCGUCCAGGGUGGAGGUGUUGGGGUUCACUCUACGUGAACUAGAGCAGUACUUCACAGAGUGUUUGAAAGGUGAUUCACGAGCUGUACAGACUCUACUGGAGAGAAUUCGAGAGAACCCAGUGGUAGAAGGAAGCUGUUACCUCCCCCUCAAUGCUUCCAUUAUCGUUAAUUGCUUCCUUUCUGAUAACCACUCACUCCCCACAUCCAACCACGGGAUAUUCACAUCAGUUGUUCAGAGCUCUCUCAAGAGAUACCUCCAGGAUAGGUUGGGGAAGACCACUUCAGUGGGAGACAUCACAUCCCCAGACUCACUGCCCUCGGAAAUCAGAACACAGACCGUACAAAUGUGUCAACUUGCAUAUCGUGGAAUUAAAGAAAACAAAGCGACAUUUACUGACAGAGAUUUGACCAUUCUCUCCAUUCCAAAGAACAUUUCUAACAUUGGAUUACUACAAACUGUUUCCAGUAUCAUUAGCGAUGGUCAUCUGGUUUACUACUGCUUUCUCCACCUGUCUAUUCAAGAGCUACUAGCAGCAAUCCACAUCUCUCUUAUAUCUCCCAAGCAACAAAUCUCUGUCUUCCAGAAGCUGUUUGGUAAUCCUCGAUUCAGUGCAGUCUUCCAGUUUUACGCUGGUAUCACCAAACUAAGAAGCAGUAGACCAAUCCUUAGCAAGCUACCUCGAUUCUUGUGUCCAGUUCCAGCCACUGUUUUUGAUCUGGUCAGAAAGGUUGUCAAAGGUGAACUAGAGAGGCGUUACGGUCAGACAAAGCCUCUCUUGCUGUCCCUCGUCAACUGUCUGUAUGAAGCUAAAGACUCGUCACUAUGUAUAUUUGUGGGAGGUCUGAUGGACAACAAUCUAUGUCUAAGUUACACUACAAUGAAUCCUAUUGACUGUCUGUCUGCUGGUUAUUUUGCAUCAAUUUGUGCAUCUGACGUUACUAAUGAAUUCAUAAUGAACCUUCCAUUAUGCUCUAUUGAUGACCAGGGCUGCAAAUUUCUGAUCCGAGGACUCUCCAAGUGUUCACACCCUCAUUACAAAAUUAGUCUUAAACUUUACGGUAAUGAUAUUCACGAAGAAGGGAUAUGGCACAUUGCUGAGCUGCUCGUAAACACUGGUUUGCUAUCCAAAUUAGAUUUGUCUGCAAAUUCAAUUGGUAACAGUGGACUAAGAACACUCUGUGAGGCCUUGUCAACUAACACCUCAUUAAAAUAUCUCAAUCUCUCUGACUGCAAUCUUUCUGACUGCUCACUAUCUCUUGAUGAUCACGGAGCAAUCCCUCGACUACUGAACACAAACUCUACUCUUGAAUAUCUAAACUUGUCGUACAGUGUUAUUCGUAACACUGAGCUAAAAAAUAUCUUUAAGGCCUUGUCAACUAACACAUCAUUAAGAAUACUAAAUGUGAGCACUUGUUCACUUACAAUUUCAAACAACAAUGGAGCUGCCCUAUAUGAACUUUUUACUAAAAAUAAUUCCCUUGAACAUCUUGUUCUGUCUGGUAAUACAGUGACCAACUGUCGUCACAUUGCUGCUGGACUUGCAGUCAAUAAGACUCUGAGAACAUUGAACUUGACUAACUGUCAACUGACUGAUCAGAGUAUCGAGGAGCUAUCAACUGGGCUGGUCAACAAGUUUGAAAAACUGAACAUUUGGGGUAAUGACUCAAUAACAGAAGAUGGAAUGAAGACGCUUGCCAGACAUUUAACCACCCACUCAGAACUGACGUGUUUGGGACUACCAUCUCAGCUAGAGUCCUGUAUCGAGACAGUAUUCAGGGACGCUAACAAAAAGAGGAAGAGAAAUAGACUACCUGAGAUCAAUGUGAUAUAG
Molecule: messenger RNA, 2934 nt
Organism: Halichondria panicea
Lineage: Eukaryota; Metazoa; Porifera; Demospongiae; Suberitida; Halichondriidae
Product: NACHT, LRR and PYD domains-containing protein 3-like
Exons: 3
Coding region: 34-2934 (966 amino acids)
Cellular component (GO): cytoplasm
Molecular function (GO): protein binding
Source: RefSeq, a predicted model, not a curated record